Molecule: messenger RNA, 1218 nt
Organism: Megalobrama amblycephala (Wuchang bream)
Lineage: Eukaryota; Metazoa; Chordata; Actinopteri; Cypriniformes; Xenocyprididae
Gene: slx9
Product: SLX9 ribosome biogenesis factor
Exons: 6
Coding region: 135-878 (247 amino acids)
Biological process (GO): maturation of SSU-rRNA from tricistronic rRNA transcript (SSU-rRNA, 5.8S rRNA, LSU-rRNA)
Cellular component (GO): preribosome, small subunit precursor; nucleolus; 90S preribosome
Source: RefSeq, a predicted model, not a curated record
GUUUCAUUUUUACCCGGACUAUAUUAGCUGUAACACCAAACAAAUUGUCAAUUUAACACGUGCGGGAUAUUUUCUUUAUGUUUCAGCGUUAUAUACCCAUAAGAUUAUAUCGAAAUCACAUAUACUGAAUCAAAAUGGUGGGGAAAAUUAAACGGAUCCGGCAGAAGCUCCAUCACGGCGCUGUAAAGCUGGAAAAUGAGCAUGAAAAUAGACCCAUGCUUGGGAAUCUGGAGAAGAUAGCUAUCCAACCCAUUCAACUCACAAAAACAGAUUCAAAACAGCCCAAAACCAACGCAUCGGACAGUAGUAUAAAAAAUAAUUCAAAGGCUUUCAAUUUUCCCACUGGAGUUUUUGCUGGAACUAAAAUCUCCCCUGAGUCUUUAGUUCAAACACUGAAAGUUGAUGAACCAUCAAAUGUGACUGCAAAUAAACAGUCUGCAGGAGAACAGAAAGGCACGGGGGAAAAGAAACAUCAGUCGAAGAAAGAAAAAAUGAAGGAGCGGAGGGAAAGAUGGCUCAACAAGAUCAGUGCGAUCAAACUGGCCCGCGAACAGCAGGUGGCACAAGCGCGGAGGAAGGCCACGCCCGUUGUGGGCGACAUGAGGCCACUGGCCGACGCUCUUCCUGAACUUUCCCAGCUCCUCCCAUCUUUCAAAACCCCUGGCAGUGCACGCCGGAAAAAUAAAGUUUCAGUUAAGAAGAAGCCAGAACCCACAGACUUCACCCAGAUGAAACCAGCCCAGAAACGAAAGCUACUCGAGACGGAAGCAUCUCACUUCAAUGAAGCCAUGAAAAAUCGCACCUUCAAGACCAACCCUUUGGCUGCAAUUGGUGAUCAUCUGCGAAAACGUCUCAAACAGGAAGAGGAACAGAGUUAAUCGCAACUCUGGAGCACCGCCCUCUUGUUAGACUACAAAAACUGUAUCUUAUUAUAUGCUGGUACAUCGAAACAAAUGAAUCCAGUCAAAUCUAUUUUGUACUUCAUAAUAGAUUAUGAAAGCGAAGAGGAAUCCCAAGAUUUGCAUAAUUUGCAUUAUCUGGCACUUGAUAAACACUAUGUAAACAGUGUAUUGCAGUUCCUCUGUGUAAUUUCAAAAAUGAGUCUAAGUGUAAAAUAAAUUGUUUAGGUGAUCAUGUUAUCAGAUAUUUAAUGUGUGUUUUCACUCUGUCUAUUUCACAUGCUUUUGGCAAGAUUGAAAUAAAUCCAGUGGAAAAUGA